This is a messenger RNA of Paramecium pentaurelia, 9913 nucleotides long. NCBI's taxonomy places the organism in Eukaryota, Ciliophora, Oligohymenophorea, Peniculida, Parameciidae. The record is from the annotation of a GenBank genome assembly.
AUGAUUAACUAUUUCAUUAAAGGAAGUGUAAUAUUAGGAUUGUUAAAUCUCAUAAUAGCCUUCAGAAAUUAAAUUGAAUUAGAUUAAAUUUAUAAUGAUGUUAGUUGUGAUCAAGGUUAGUCACUACAUUACUUUUUUCCUAUUUAUCCCUAUUAUUGCAUAAGUAAAAUAUUUUGUCUUAUCAAAAGGCAUAACUCCUGCAUGUACUGGAGUUACAACACCAUCUUUAUAGAGAACAUCAAAAAAUUUUUACUUCGAUUUAGUUUGUCAUCCAGAUGUUUAAGUUGGAUCCUAAGCAAUUAGAUAUUAAGUCUCUAAAUUUUUGACUUAUUUUAGUUGUGGAAAUUAAACAGGUUAAUUGGUAAUGUCAAUCAAAGAUGAUGGGAAAUAUUUUUUUGAAUGCUAAUGUAAAAAUAUUUUUAGAUGAUAUAACUAGACGAAACUACUGAAGAUAAAAUUCGCUGUUAUUUUGCAUAAGUUAAGGAUGGAAUAUAUAGAUGCUUAUAUUGUUAUGAUAAUUACUAUGGAGAGAACUGUGAAAACUACAAUUAUACAUCUAUUUCACUAACAUCAAGUAAUGUAAUAAUUUUUAAUAUAGAAUGUCAAACAUUAAAUGUUGAUGGUAGUUGUGCUUAAUGCUAUCCAGGAAAUGGAAUGAUAAAAUAUGGCGAUUCAUUAUGUUAAUUAAGUAAUUUGUCCUAAUUAAUUUAGAAUGUUUUCCUUAUACUAAAUGUUAUAUUGCUGCCAAUUAUUAAGUACUUUAGUGGCUUCCAUGUGUAGAGGAUGGAGCUCUUUAAUUGGAUACUAUUUGUGUUUGUAAAAAAUAAAUUAAAUUUAAGCUUGUAACAUAACUUAUUGUUCUAAAUGUGAGAUAGAUUUGACUACUUAAACUGAAGUAUGUUUAAAAUGUAGAUAUCCUUAUUUAUUAAUAAACAACAUAUGUUUUGGAGAUAAGAAUUGUUUAAAAUAUGAAAUCUUAUAUGAUUUAAAUGGAAUUCCUACAGGUACAUAAUGUUUGGAAUGUCUUUAUGGUUAUUUUUGGGAUAUUGCUUAUCUUCAAUGCUCAAGUUAUUGAUAUUAUUAUAAAUUUAGGUUGCAGUUAAAGAAAGGGUUGUCCAGUAUGUAAUGAAUUGGGAUGUUUAUAUUGUCGUCCAGGAUAUACUUUAGUGAAUUCAAAAUGCAUAAUUUUCACUUGUGUAAAACGACAUUGCUUAUAUUGUUAAUUGGAUGAUCCCAAUAUAUGUACAGCGUGCAAUGAUGGAAUGGGUAAGUAUUUAACAAGUGCUGGUGAAUGUGAAUGCAAUGUUGAUGGAUAUAGAGGUGAUUAUUAUGGUAGCUGCAAAAUUUGUACUCUAUUAUAUUGCAAAUCUUGUGAUCCUUCUCCAUUCUCUUGUACUUCAUGUGAUGGCUUUUAUAAUAGAGUAUUAGAAGGAACUUCUUGUGUUUGUAAACCCUUAUUCUUUGAAUAUUUUGACAAAACUAAAACAGAUGGUCGACCACUAGUUUGCAGAUGUAUUGAUUAACUUAUAUUAUAGCAUGUCAUCAAACUUGUUAUGCUUGUGAUGGGAUUACAGCUAAUGAUUGUUUGGAUUGUGGAAAUCUUAAUUCCUAUAAUCGUUAAUUAUCAGUUAAAGGAGAAUGUGUUUGCAUACAAGGAUAUGGAAAUGAACUCUAUUUUGAUAAUUAAAAGUAAGAAAUACUUCCAUAUCGUGCAUGUGCUAGUAUAAAUACAUAUAUAUUAAUAAGGAUGUUAUAAAUUAUGUGCUGAAUGUAUUGAAUCUAGACCUGGUACUGUUUUCUAAUAUUGUACAUAAUGUAUUGAAGGAUAAAAUAGAGAAUUAUCAGAUAAUUUAGAAUGUGUAUGUAAAGAGAAUUAUAGUGAUGAUGCAAAAUAUUUAAUUUGUUACUGUAACUUAUUUCAUUUAUGUAUUUUCAAGAAUGUUAUUACACUUGUGCAUCUUGUUAAGGAAUAUUAUCUACUAAUUGUGUGAAAUGUUCAGCUAAAUCGCACAGAUAUUUAUCAAUUAAGAGGGAAUGUUUAUGUUCAGAUUCAUAUUAUGAUGAUAAUAUUAAUAUGGAAUGUUAAUGUAAAUUAAAUUGAAUAAAUUUAUUAGAAUGUCAUUAUUCAUGUCAACAUUGUUUAUUUGAUUCUGGUAUUGAUAAAUGUACUGAAUGUCCUUCUACAAGAAUAUCAAUUAUUGCUGGAUCUACUUUUAUUUGUGUUUGUUAAGAAAACGGUUAUUUUGAUUUGGAGGGAUCUAUGGAAUGCCAACCUUGUCAUUAUUCAUGUUUAACAUGUGAUGGAUCAGAAAAUUAUAAUUGUUUGAGUUGUGAUACAAAUUAUCGUGAAUAUGAUGAAGUAUAAUGUAAUUGUCCUAUUCGAUAUUAUGAUAUAGGAAUUCUAGAAUGUUAAAGUAAUGUACUUUAUUAUUAAUUAGGCUGUCAUUAUAGUUGUAAUUCUUGUGAUAAUGUGAAUUUUGAUAAUUGUUUAGAUUGUUCUAAAGAAUUAUAAUAUAGAAUUUAGAUUGGAAAUACAUGUAUUUGUAUGGAAGGAUAUUAUGAUAUUGUUGGUGAACCAAUUUGUGAUAGUGAGUGAUUUAUUUAUAUAUUUUUAGAAUGCUCAUAUAAAUGCAAAAGUUGCAAGGAUACUAAUGAUUAUUGUUUAGAUUGUCCUUCUAAUUCAGGAAGAGAAUUAGGAUCAGAUAAUUCUUGUUCAUGCACUGAAGAAUACUAUGAUGAAAUUGAAAAUCCUUUAUGCAAAUGUAUUUAAUUAUCAACAUUUAUUAAUAGUGUGUCAUUUUAAAUGUUAAUCUUGCACAGAUGGAACUGAGUAAUCAUGUACUACUUGUAAUUUGAAUAAAUUCAGAAAAUUAAUAAAUAAUGAAUGUAUUUGUAUGAAGGGUUAUUUUGAAAUGGAAGUUUAAGAGUGUUAAAGUAUUAAUUAAUUAUAAAUUAUAGAAUGUAGUUCAUAUUGUUAAGAAUGUGUAGAUUAAUAUGAUAAUUGUAUUUCUUGUUCAAAAGAUAGAUAUUUGGAUGGAAAUAAAUGUCUUUGUUAAACAAAAAUAUAGGGAUAUCAAAUAAGUACUUAUGAAUUAAAGGGAGUACUUUAAUGUUAAAGUAAAAAUAAUAAUCUAUCAUUCAGAUUGUCAUUAUACAUGUUUAACAUGUUAAAAGAGUUCUGCACAAAAUUAAUGUAUUACAUGUCUUGAUACUGAAAAUCGAAUUUAGAUUGGAUCUACAUGUAUUUGUAAGGAUGGAUAUUAUGAAGUAGGUAGAGCAAUAUGUUUAAGUAAUUAAUAAAUAAUAUAAAUUUCAAGAAUGUAGUAUAAAAUGUAAAUUAUGUAUCUUAAAGAAUGAUACAUGUUUAGAAUGUGAGGAGAAUAGUCUUAGAGUAUUAAAUUAGAUUUUAAAGAUAUGUUAAUGUCCUGAUGGAUAUUUUGAUGAUGGAUAAAAUAGUUUAUGUUAAAGUAAUAUUAUCAUUAAAUAAAUUUAGAAUGCCAUUAUUCUUGUUUUACAUGUUCUAAAUUGAGUACAUUAUGUAAUGAGUGUUUAGUCUCAUCACAUAGAUAACUUAAUGAUUUAAUAUUUGAUUGUCCUUGUAAUCAAGGAUACUAUGAUUCAGGUAUUUAGUAAUGUCAAAAAUGUCAUUAUUCUUGUCUAAGUUGUAAUACUUUUUAGAAUUGUUUAAGUUGUAUAUCUUAGAUAGUAUCAAAAAGAGUAUUGUAUUUAAAUUAGUGUAUAUGUUUACCUGGAUUUUAUGAUGAUGGAUAUUCAGCAAAUUGUUAAAAAUGUGAUUAUUAAUGUAAAACUUGUAUAUCCUAUUCUUAUUAAUGCACUUCUUGUCCUUAAACUAGAAACUUAUAAUAAAAUUGUGUUUGUUUAAAUGGAUAUUAUGAUAUUGGAUAUGAUUUAUGUUCAAAAUGUGAUGCUAAUUGUUAUAGAUGUUUUAAAUCAUCAACAAAAUGUAUAGAAUGUGAUAUUUAAUAAAAUCGAAUGUUAAAUUUAGAAUUGAAUAAUUGUGUAUGUAAAUAUGGAUAUUUUGAAUUAAAUGGAGUUUGUUAAUAAUGUAAUAUAACUUGUUAUACUUGUAUUAAUUAAUAAGAUAAUUGUACAACUUGUCCAAUUGAUAGAAUAUAAAUUGGAUCUAUUUGUAAAUGCAAUGAUGGUUAUUAUGAAGAUUAUGAUGAUAAAUAAUGUUAUCUUUGUCAUCCCUCAUGUUUAACAUGUAUAUAUACUGCAACAUAAUGUUUAUCUUGUAUAAGUGGAGAUUUCAGAAUUUUAAAAUGGGGAACUACAUGUGAAUGUAUAGAUGGAUAUUAUGAAAAUCUAACAAAUUAACAUUGUAUGUAAUGUAAUUAGACAUGUUUAACAUGUAAAUAUAAUGCUAAUCAUUGUACAUCUUGUGAUUCAAGUCUUCAUUAUGAUAUUUAAUCUAAUUAAUGUGUAUGUAUGUCUAAAUAUUAUUAUGAUGUUAUUACUAAAUUAUGUUAAUGUAAUUAUUAUAAUAUUAUUAAUAGAAUGUCAUUUUAGUUGUUUAUAAUGUUAAAGUCAAUAUGAAUGUAUUUCAUGUAAUACAUUUACUAGAGAAUAUGACAAUUCAUCUAUGAAAUGUGUAUGUAGAAAUGGAUAUUUUGAAAUAAAUACAGAACAAUGUUAAUGUAUAUAUAAUAUAUAUAUAUUAAGAAUGCCAUUAUUCUUGUUAAACUUGUUUGAAUACAUCAAUUAAUUGUUAAACUUGUAGUCAAUUAUACUUUAGAUUACUUAAUAAUAAUACAUGUUAAUGUAUUUAAGGUUACUAUGAUGUUGGUGUUUCAAUGUGUUAGAAAUGUUCUGAAAUAUGCAAAACUUGUCAGACAUCUUCUACUAAAUGUACAUCAUGUUAUGAGUCUGAAUAACAUAGAAUAUUAUAAUUAGAUUAAUGUACUUGUUAACAUGGAUAUUUCAAUUCUGGAUCAUUAAUUUGUGAAAGUAAAAUAUAAUAUUAUAUAAAGAAUGCUCAAAUUCUUGUUAAACUUGUGAAAUUCAAUCUAAUUUUUGUACUAGUUGUGAUGUAAAUUAAAAAAGAAUUGAUAACUCAAUUUAAAAGAAGUGUCCUUGUAUUACAGGAUUCUAUGAAGAUUAAAAUUAGAUUUGUCAAAGUAUUUUAAAUAAUCAUAUUAAGAAUGCCAUAUAAAAUGUUAUGAUUGUAUUUAUACAAAUGAAACUUGUAUCAGUUGUAAUUAUCAAGUUAAUUCACAUCGUUAUUCUUUAUCAUAUUAAUGCAAUUGUAAAGAUGGAUAUUAUGAUGAUGGAACAUAAAUUUAAUGUUAGAAAUGUAGUUAUUAAUGUAAAUUAUGUUAAAAUAAUUCAAAUAAUUGUUUAAUUUGCAAUAAUAAUUUUAGAUAGAAUCCUCCUCUUUGUAAAUGUAUUAAUGGAUAUUUUGAAGAUGAAUAAUUAACAUGUUAACGUAUUAACUAUUAUUAUAUUACAUUUAGCUUGUGAACAUCAUUGUAGUACUUGUAUAUCAAAUCCAACUAAUUGUUUAUCUUGUAAACCAGAUAGAUUUGGACCUAAUUGUGAAUGUUCUGAUGGUUAUUUUGAAGCUGGUUUAAUUAAUUGUGUUUGUAAUUAAACUUUAUUAUAUUCUAUUAGAAUGUUAAUUUAAAUGUUUAACUUGUAGUCAAGAUUCAUAUAAUUGUACUUCAUGUAAGGGUGACAGAAUUUAAGUUCCUAUUUGUAAAUGUCCUAAUGGAUAUUAUGAUGAUUAUAUUAAUGAGAGUUGUCAACAAUGUCAUUAAACUUGUGAUUCAUGUGAUAUUAAUGGAUGUAUAUCUUGUAAUGGAAACAGAAUAUUAUCUUAAGAAAUGACAUGUGAUUCUCCACCAAAUUCUGUGUGUUAUCAAAAUACUCCAUGGUGUUCUAGUAUAUAUUUAAUAUCUAUUAUUUCAAGAUUGCAUUGUAGCUGUAUUAAAUAUUUAUUUCUCUGAUGAACUAGAUAGUCUAAUAAUUUUAUUUGACUUUCCUUUAGAUGGUAAAAUAUUCCAAUCUUACUCAUUAUCAAAUAAAUGCGAAUAAAUAUUUGAAAUUAUAUCAAUUGAUAAAUUUGGAAGAAAUCCUAUUUGUUUAAUAAAUCCAUCUAAUAAUCAUGAAUUACUUAUUUAAUUAGGAGAUUAUCCUAUUAUAAAUGUAGGUGAUGAAUUGCUUUUCAAUAAAAACUCACUUUCUCAUCUCAGUUGUGAAUAAUCAUUAUCAAUUUUUGUUAAUAAUUACAUUAAACCUCCCAAGAAUUUAUUAUAACCUUAAAUAGAAUUUGAUGUACCAGAUUAUAUAAUCAAUCCUUGUGUUGAAAUUCAGAUCUAUUAAAUUAAUAGAAUAAAUAAUGGAAAAAGAGCAUUAACAAAUCCUUAUUGGUCAUAUACAUCUUCAAAUGGUAAUACAUAAGAAUUAGAUGAUUUCAUUGAUUAUCAAAAUACCAUAAAGGAUUUCAAUUUAAUCAUACCUUCAACUACUUUACCAAUUAAUUCCAAAAUUACUUUCUUCAUUCAAUUCUAGAACUUUUUGUCUACUUCUCAAGAAUAACAUUUUAUUAUUACAACUAACAGUGGAGAUUCACCUACAAUUUCUUUAAAUAUUAUUAGAAGAUAUUUUACAUAUCAAAAGAUUAAUCUUAAUUUUAAAAUCUAAACUAUUUAAUGUUACAAAAAAGAUGUGUCAAAUUCUCAACUUUAAAAUUAUGCAAUAGAAUUAUUAUAAAUAAAAAAGAGUUCAUAAGAUGCAUCAGAAUCAAAUGUUUAUUAUAAUAUUACUACAUCUUAAGAAGAUCAUUCUAUUGCAAUACCAUAAUAUCAACUAUCACCAAAUACUAAUUAUACUUUUUAAAUUAAUGUAACUAAUCAAAUUUCAUAACAAAAUUAGAUUUAGAAUUUUACAAUCUAAAUUAUUUCAGCAGGUAUUGUAUGUUAAUUUUAUGGAAUCUUAAAUGUUUAAUAUUUUGCAAAGGAUAUGAAUUUAUUUAUUAAAUGCAAAGAUUUAGAUGUAUAAUUUGAUUGGAAUGAAGAUCCAGAUCUAUUUACAGAGAUAUCAUGUUAUGAAUUAACAAGAAAUCAAAAAUGUAUUGAUAUACAUAAAAAAAUCAUACCUGUUAAUAAAACAGAGAAACUAUAACAUGUAAAGAAAUUUAGUGUUGAACCACUUACAAUUCAAGAGUGGUCUCUUAAAGUUAUUAAGAAAACAAUAGAAUAUCAUUUUAAAGAAAUAAUCGUAUUCUUAGAAUAUGAAUUUAAAAUACAAAAAAUAGAUUUUAAUAGUGGUUAUCUAAUGAGGGAUAUCAAUAAUUUUGAAUUACUCAAUUUCUCAUUUAUAUUUAAUGAAGAUUAAUAAUAAAAGUUGAUUGAUUAUUCAGUUGGAAUUGUAUAUGAUUAUUAGAUUAUCAAUAUAAUUUAACCAACUUUUACUACAUUCUAAUUUAGACUUUUUGAUUAUAUUACUCAAAUGAAUAGAGGUAAUUAAAUUAAUCUAAGAUUUAAUGCAUAAUUUAGUGAUAAUAUUAUGCCUAACCUAUACAAUUUAAAUCUAAAUCUCAAUUAACCUGUUCCUUGUUAAAAAAAAUUAUAAAUUAAUUAAAUAAAUCUAUAAAAUAAUGUUAAUCACUUUACAAUAGCUGCAAUUUGUGAUUAUUCAAACAACUUCCCAUAUUCAUAUUAAUUAAAGUAUUUCUAUAGAGAAUCUGAUUAUUAUCAAUAUAUGAAAUUUGAAUCUGAUUAUUCCAUUACAUUUUAAUAGUAUUAAACUUCUAAUAUAUUUGAAUUAUCACUACCAUCCUCAAUGAAUUCAUCAAAUAUAAAUGUUUUAGUAUAGGUUAUUAAUUUAGGAGGAUCAAUAACUAAUAUAUAUUAAAAGUUUAAAGUAAAUAAAAAUAAAUUGAAUUGUACUCUUAAUUUUAAUUAAUCAUUAAAUCUUAAAAUCAAAAUUAGUUUACUAUUCGAAUCCUAUAAUGAUGAAUGUUAUAAUUUAUCACUUAUUAUUUACAACAACUUAAAAUAAAUGAUAUAUAUAACUAAAAACCAAGAUAAAUAACUCAUUUUAUCUUCAAUUAAAUUAUUUAAAUAAAUAUAAACAUCUACUAAAAUAGAUAAAGGAUAAGUUAGAUUGAUGGAAGAAUAACAAUAAACAGGAAUAAAUGAAUGCUUUGAUUAAAUUAAAAAACAUUUUAUUGUUUAUGGAAAAUAUAAAUAAUAAAAUGAUACCUAAAUAUAAAUAAAGAAUACAAUUAUCUAAAAUGUACUUUUAAUCAAAAAUUUAAUAUCUUCAUCAUUAUUAGAUAUCUAAACUAUUCUUAAGUAAUUAAAUGAUAAUUCAUUAUUUUGGGAUCAAUUAUUAGAAUAAAAUAAAGAAUUCUAAAUUGAUUUAUUAUAAUCAUCCUUAAUUUUAAUUGAUGACAUCUUUUAAAGUAUAUCAUUAAUUAAUUAACCUGAUUAAGAAAUGUUAAAUCAAAGCAUGUUCUUGUUAGAUUAAAUUAAUACAAUUAUAUCAAUCAUUUAAGAAAAAGCAAUAGUUGAUGGUAUACAUUAAGAUUUUAAAGGAGUUUCAUUUAAUUUGACAUUAAAAAGAAUAAGCAGAAAACACUUUAAUAAAUUACUUAAUUUAGAAAUUAAUUCUUUUGAUUUCUUAGUAUACUUUUGCUAAUUAUAAUAAAUGAACCUAAUCUUAAAUCCAUAUCUAUUUUCUUCCAAUUUUUCUUUUAAAUCGUUAAAUUAUUCAAAUGAUUCUCAAAUUGAGAUAACUAAUUAACCUAUUAAAAUAGUAUCUUUAAAGAAUUAUUUCUAGAAGAAACCCUUUAUAUUAAUUGAAGAACUAGAUAAUUAUAUCAUUAAUUUUAAUAAUUACUCAACUUGUAAAAGUGAUUUAAAUAUUAUCCAAGAAUUUGAUCUAAUUUGUAUAACCAAAACAACCAAUCAUGAACUUAAAAAAUGUAAUCUAAUAUAACAAUAUGAUGAAUCUUUAAAUUUAACAUUAAUAUCAUGUUAAUGUAAUUAUUUAGGAGAGAUUUUCUUAAUAAAAUAAAUAAUAGGAAAUAAUAUAAUAGAAAAUAUUGAUAUUCCAAAAUUUAAAUAAAAUCCAACAAUUUAAAUAGAUCAUGUUUUUACUGAUCCUCUAUACAUUGUUAUUAAUAUUUAUUGUAUAAUUACUUUAAUAGCAUAUUUAUAUUAUGUUUAUCAAGAAAUAAAAAUACAUAAAUAGGGCAUAAUUAAUUAGUAAUGUGAAAUCAAUACUAAUAGAUAAACUAUACAUUUAUAUCCUGGAAAUGUAUAUAUUUUUAAGAAAGAAUUAAAAGUAUAUAUAUUUUAUUAUCUAUUUAGUACUUGCAUUAGAUAACAUCUCUUUUUUAUUAUGAAAUUAAUCAUAAUAAAUUGAGUACUAGAAUCCUAAGUAGCUUUUCAUUAAUAAGUUUAUCAUUAUUACUUUUUUUGUUAGAAUUUUAGAUAUUAUAAAUUAAUAAUAAUUGGAUAUAUGGACUAUUUAUUUUAAUAAAUUGUAUUCUAUUUGAAAUUGUUAGAGGAAUACUGAAAAUAUUUAGAGUAUUAUCUCGAUUUGGAAUAUUGAUAACCAUUAUAUGUGCUAUAAUUUAAAUAGUAUUGCUAUUCUCUUCAUCAAUUGCAUAUAUAAUUGAUUUUAAGUAAUAUGAUAUAUAUUAAUAAUUUUUAGUUCAAUAACAGAAUUGGAUAGAGUAACUUUAAUUAUUGUCUUUUUAAGUUUUUUAAUAGUUUUGUUUGUUAUUUUAGAGCCAUUAAUUGUUUUUAUUAGAAUAUGUUUGUAUAAUCUGAUUUUACCAAGUAUUAAAUCUAAUUAAUUAAAUCCUUUGCAUCACUUAUUAUACUUUUUUAUAUUCCAUGAAAAUUUAGAGAAUGAAUUAUCUCAAUAUAAAUUGAUUUGA